AUGGCAAGCACAUUGAAGGCGGCCGUUAGAGCAGCCAAGAAUGUUGAAACCCAGUUAAAAGGAAGGGGUCUGGAGAGAACUGAGGUUGGUGAGAAGAGGAAGUUCGAUGGAUCUUCGAGAUCCAAGAAGAAAAGUAAAUCUUCGAAGUUUGGUUCGAGAGGAGGAGGAGGCGAAGUGAAAUGGUGCGAAAAGUGCAAAAAGAAGCACCAUGGGAAAUGUGACUGGGAGGUCACUUGUUUUAAGUGUGGAAAGCCUGGGCACUAUACCAAAGAGUGCACCUUCAACAAGAAAGUUUGUUAUAGGUGUAAUGAGGAAGGGCACAUCUUGAGGGACAGACCGAAGAAGAAGGAGGCAGCAAGGCCUAAUGUUCCACCGAAGCCAAAAGCCAGAGCUUUCCAGAUGACACUCGAAGCUGCAAAGGAUGCAGCGGACGUCGCUUCAGCAUUUCCUAUACAAAUACUUUAUAAUGCUCUAGUUGUAAAUUUUGCCAUACCUAUUAGCGAUUACAUUAGAAAUAUCGUCAUCGACUUGAACAGAAACGAAUUCCAUGAGGAGCUGUUACCUAUUGAGCUGAAUGGUUUCGACAUCGUACUGGGAAUGGAUUGGCCUGGUACCAAUGAUGCAGAGAUACUGUGCAAAAAAAAGUAG
Lactuca sativa (garden lettuce) is the source of this 648-nucleotide messenger RNA. The record is from RefSeq and is a predicted model, not a curated record. Lineage: Eukaryota; Viridiplantae; Streptophyta; Magnoliopsida; Asterales; Asteraceae.